Messenger RNA from Urocitellus parryii (Arctic ground squirrel), 4559 nucleotides. RefSeq names its product solute carrier family 12 member 7 (gene Slc12a7). Lineage: Eukaryota; Metazoa; Chordata; Mammalia; Rodentia; Sciuridae. Gene Ontology annotation, biological process: chloride transmembrane transport; potassium ion import across plasma membrane; chemical synaptic transmission. The record is from RefSeq and is a predicted model, not a curated record. Gene Ontology annotation, cellular component: plasma membrane. Gene Ontology annotation, molecular function: potassium:chloride symporter activity.
CGGAGCGCGCAGGGCAGCGGCGCCAUGCCCACCAACUUCACCGUGGUGCCCGUGGAGGCGCGCGCCGACGGCGGCGUGGACGAGGCGGCCGGGCUGGCGGAGGCGCCGGGGGUCCCCGAGGGCGCGGAGCCCGACUGCCCCAGCCCGGGUGAGCGCGACCGCACCUGCCGCCGGACAAAGACGGAGGCCGGGCCUCCCGCMGGAGAUGGGAACCCCAGGGAGAGCAGCCCUUUCCUCAGCAGCGUGGAGCUGGAGAGGGAGAGUCACYUGGAAGGGAAGAACAUGGCGCUUUUUGAGGAGGAGAUGGACAGCAACCCCAUGGUGUCCUCCCUGCUGAACAAGCUGGCCAACUACACCAACCUGAGCCAGGGCGUGGUGGAGCACGAGGAGGACGAGGACAGCCGGCGGAGGGAGGCCAAGGCCCCGCGCAUGGGCACCUUCAUCGGCGUCUACCUGCCCUGCCUGCAGAACAUCCUGGGUGUCAUCCUCUUCCUGCGCCUGACGUGGAUCGUGGGCGCGGCCGGCGUGCUGGAGUCCUUCCUCAUCGUCUCCCUGUGCUGCACCUGCACGAUGCUGACCGCCAUCUCCAUGAGUGCCAUCGCUACCAACGGUGUGGUCCCAGCUGGAGGUUCGUACUACAUGAUAUCCCGCUCGCUGGGGCCUGAGUUUGGAGGGGCCGUGGGUCUCUGCUUCUACUUGGGCACCACCUUUGCAGGCGCCAUGUACAUCCUGGGCACCAUUGAGAUCUUCCUGACCUACAUCUCCCCCAGCGCGGCCGUCUUCCAGGCCACGGAGACGGGCGGCGAGGCCGCGGCGCUGCUGAACAACAUGCGCGUGUACGGCAGCUGCACGCUGGCCCUCAUGGCCAUGGUGGUCUUCGUGGGCGUGAAGUACGUCAACAAGCUGGCCCUGGUCUUCCUGGCCUGCGUGGUGCUCUCCAUCCUGGCCAUCUAUGCCGGUGUCAUCAAGACGGCCUUCGACCCGCCCGACAUCCCGGUCUGCCUCCUCGGGAACCGCACCCUGGCAAAGCGCACCUUCGAGGCCUGUGCCAAGAYGCACGUCGUCAGCAACGGCACGGUGACCACCGCGCUCUGGAGCCUCUUCUGCAACAGCUCCAGCCCCAGCGCCUCCUGCGACGAGUACUUUGUGCAGAACAAUGUCACUGAGAUCCAGGGCAUCCCUGGUGUGGCCAGCGGCGUCCUCCUGGAUAACCUGUGGAGCGCGUACUCGGACAAGGGGGCCUUUGUGGAGAAGGAGGGCGUGCCGUCCGUGCCCGUGUCCGAGGAGAGCCGGGCCAGCGGGCUGCCGUACGUCCUCACGGACAUCAUGACCUACUUCACCAUGCUCGUGGGCAUCUACUUCCCCUCCGUGACGGGUAUCAUGGCAGGAUCCAACCGUUCCGGGGACCUCAGGGACGCCCAGAAGUCCAUCCCCACGGGGACCAUCUUGGCCAUCAUCACCACGUCUUUUAUCUAUCUCUCCUGCAUAGUGCUCUUUGGGGCCUGCAUUGAAGGCGUGGUCUUGCGAGAUAAGUUUGGGGAAGCCCUGCAAGGGAACCUGGUCAUCGGCAUGCUGGCCUGGCCGUCCCCCUGGGUCAUUGUCAUCGGCUCCUUCUUCUCCACCUGUGGUGCUGGCCUGCAGAGCCUGACYGGGGCGCCCCGUCUGCUGCAGGCUAUCGCCCGUGAUGGCAUCGUCCCCUUCCUGCAGGUGUUCGGACAUGGGAAGGCCAACGGGGAGCCCACCUGGGCCCUGCUGCUCACAACCCUCAUCUGUGAAAUGGGCAUCCUCAUUGCCUCCCUGGACAGUGUGGCCCCCAUCCUGUCCAUGUUCUUCCUUAUGUGCUACAUGUUUGUGAACCUGGCCUGCGCUGUGCAGACCCUGCUGCGAACACCCAACUGGCGUCCACGCUUCAAGUACUACCACUGGACGCUGUCCUUCCUCGGCAUGAGCCUGUGCCUGGCCCUGAUGUUCAUCUGCUCCUGGUACUAUGCCCUCUUCGCCAUGCUCAUCGCCGGCUGCAUCUACAAGUACAUCGAGUACCGCGGGGCUGAGAAGGAGUGGGGAGACGGCAUCAGGGGCCUGUCCCUGAACGCUGCCCGCUACGCCCUACUGCGCCUGGAGCACGGGCCACCCCACACCAAGAACUGGAGGCCCCAGGUGUUGGUGAUGUUGAACCUGGACGCUCAGCGCUGUGUGAAGCACCCCCGCCUGCUGUCCUUCGCCUCACAGCUGAAGGCCGGCAAGGGCCUCACCAUCGUGGGCUCAGUGCUGGAGGGCACCUACCUGGACCAGCACCUGGAGGCCCAGCAGGCUGAGGAGAACAUCCGGUUCCUGAUGGGCCUGGAGAAGACCAAGGGCUUCUGCCAGCUGGUGGUGUCCUCCAACCUGCGGGACGGCAUGUCGCACCUGAUCCAGUCGGCAGGCCUGGGGGGCAUGAAGCACAACACGGUGCUCAUGGCCUGGCCCGGGUCCUGGAAGCAGGAGGACAACCCUUUCUCCUGGAAGAACUUUGUCGACACUGUCCGUGACACCACAGCGGCCCAGCAGGCCUUGCUGGUAGCCAAGAACAUCGACUUGUUCCCGCAAAACCAGGAACGCUUCAGUGAGGGAAGCAUUGACGUGUGGUGGAUAGUGCAUGACGGGGGCAUGCUCAUGCUGCUGCCCUUCCUACUGCGCCAGCACAAGGUGUGGCGGAAGUGCCGGAUGCGCAUCUUCACAGUGGCCCAGGUGGACGACAACAGCAUCCAGAUGAAGAAGGACCUGCAGGUGUUCCUGUACCACCUGAGGAUCAGCGCCGAGGUGGAGGUGGUGGAGAUGGUUGAGAACGACAUCUCUGCGUUCACCUAUGAGAAGACCCUGGUGAUGGAGCAGAGGUCCCAGAUGCUGAAGCAGAUGCAGCUCUCCAAGAACGAGCGGGAGAGAGAGGCCCAGCUGAUCCACGACAGGAACACUGCGUCCCAUGCCGCAGCGGCCACCAGGCCCCAGGCCCUGUCGGUGCCCGACAAGGUGCAGAUGACCUGGACGAAGGAGAAGCUGAUUGCGGAGAAGCACAGGAACAAGGAGGCCAGCACCCCUGGGUUCAAGGACCUCUUCAGCCUGAAGCCAGAAUGGGGAAACCUGGACCAGUCCAACGUCAGGAGGAUGCACACGGCCGUGAAGCUCAAUGGUGUCGUCCUCAACAAGUCCCAGGACGCCCAGCUGGUCCUGCUGAACAUGCCGGGGCCCCCCAAAAACCGGCAGGGGGAUGAGAACUACAUGGAGUUUCUCGAGGUCUUGACCGAGGGGCUGAACAGGGUGCUUCUGGUCAGGGGCGGUGGCCGGGAGGUCAUCACCAUCUACUCCUAGGCCUGAUGACGGUGGGCAUGCCAGAUGGGGUGAGGACGGUGCCAGCCCAGCUCAGACUGACAGAUGUCGCUCAGGCCACCUGACCUGCUGGACCUGGCUUCCUACAGAAGUUUCUAGAGCCACCACCUGGGCUCCCUCCACACAGAAGACAUUCUAGGAAGUGCUGAGAGGGGCCGCAAGUGACUGGAGAGCCCCCUGUAUCCGUCCAGGGCAGAGCUCCAUGUACCCAGCAACCUGGGAUUGACCACUGUCCACUGCCCAGCCUCAGCCAGACUGUGACUUCGCAUGUCAUGGACACCCCACACAGAACACUUAUGACAGAGCAUACUUGUCCCCUGGGCCAAGGGCAGAAUGUCAGUGUGGCUCCSUGCCUCCCAUGAACAGCUGGGCCAGUGCACACUGGGCAGGGUGCUGGACAGAGCCUGUGUCCCGGUGGAGGUGUGAGUGCCAGCUGCGUCCCUUCUGGGCUCCCCCAGGGGGUCCCAGCUGCUCUUCCUAAGCACCCACAGGGCCUUGCCAGUGUGCGCCUGCUGCCCUGAGUGGCCAGCAGUGGGGGUAUGCAGGGACCUAAGAGCYGGGAACCCUGCACAUGGCCCACGUGCAGAGUGGAGUGCCGUCCCACCCCUUGCCCUCUGAAGGAGAAGGCAGCCUCAGCUGGACGAGCCCCCUGCUGGGCGUGGUKAGGCAGCAACAGCUGGGCACCCUCACCACCUGCUGCUGGUUUGCACUUUACCUUGAGCUUUCCGAUUCUAGGUCAGUUGUGUUUGCAGGCUGUGGGCUCACUUGGCCUUGCUGGCCUCGCUGUCCACUGCGUGGGUUAUUUAUUUAUUUAAACACCCUGGGGCCUUCUGGGGAUGACCCCACUGUCCACAGAGCCUGCUUCCUCGGAGGUCCCACACCCAGGCCCUGGGYUGCCUCUGGCUUCCAGGGCUCCCUAGCGAAUAAGCCCGUCCACAGAGUCCAGGUCAGGGCAAAGGCACUGUAGGGCACAGGGGGGGUCAGCUCGCCAGUGACCACUGUUCGGCUCAUGUCCCACACAGGCAGUGGGCCUGCCUGGACUGAGCCGAGCCGUGUGGAAGGCCCCUGCCUCGUCCCAGGAAGGGCCUGGGGAGCCGGGCUGCAGCUCUGCCCCAGCCGGCUUUUCCUUUGUGAACCUGCCUUGUCACUGCAGCCAUCCAAAAUCGACUUCAUGGUUUCCUUUUAUAGAUCCCUUG